CUGAGUGGGCGAACUUGACGGAAGCUGAGAAGAGUCCGUUCUUUGCUGAGUCCAAUAAACUGAGGCUGCAACACAUGGAGAAAUAUCCCAACUAUAAGUAUCGUCCGAAACGCAAGGUGAGGAACCUGUCAACAUAUCAAAGCAGGUCUUGUUCGCAAUAUCCAAUAUUGCUGGACUUGAUGGAAGGUUUCCAGCCUUUCCUCACAACGCCUCAGCAGGCUCAGCAGGCUCAGCAUGUACCUGAACGAGCCACACACUUCCAAGAGGAACUAACACGGCCCUUGACAUCGCAUCACCAGUCCGCCUUGUCUUCGUCUCUGGAUCACAGAAUCGAUACACAAGCACACACACUUUCUCCUCUCAACCAUUCUGCACACCAUGAGUCAAAGUUUGCAGGAAUGCGACCACCGCUUUACCACCAAGUCUUGCACCAGGAAAGCCUUGUAAAGCACUGCGAUGCACUGGCUGGCUCUUCCGCAUCACCCCAUGUAUCUCCUCCCACUCAAUAUUUGGCCGCAUCUUUCCCUUUCCCUAAUUCUAAACCAACAACAAACACUUUUGCUCGGCCGUCUCAAGUCCACUACCCUCCUCCACUGAACCUGGUAGAUAACUCCAACAAAGCACACAAAACAGACGUGUUCCGACCAUGGGAAUCAAACAGUUGCAAGGAUGAAGUCUCACAUUUUCCUGGCAGUAAUAACCUAGGCAUGUGAGGGACGAGUCAGGGAUAUGGGAAUGGUGCACUACAUCAGGCUGUAAAUAACCCGCCAUAUAAGUACUAGGGAGGUCUGUUGAUGUUAUAUAGUAGUAUACCGGUAGCUACAUCCACUUGUUUGUUCCCUUUUCCACGAAACCAACUGAUAAUGCUUGUAUAAAUUGCUUA
This is a messenger RNA of Portunus trituberculatus (swimming crab), 883 nucleotides long. RefSeq lists its product as uncharacterized. The transcript is spliced from 3 exons. The record is from RefSeq and is a predicted model, not a curated record. NCBI's taxonomy places the organism in Eukaryota, Metazoa, Arthropoda, Malacostraca, Decapoda, Portunidae. Bases 75 to 713 code for a protein of 212 amino acids.